Molecule: messenger RNA, 1413 nt
Organism: Geodia barretti
Lineage: Eukaryota; Metazoa; Porifera; Demospongiae; Tetractinellida; Geodiidae
Source: the annotation of a GenBank genome assembly
GGCUAAUGCCGUUGGUCUAAAACACUAUCCCAAUGGCAUUCUACUAGCAAUACCCAAAAACAGUGCAGCUGUUUGAAACGCGAUGUAGAAUGCGCAGUGUGAGGAAUAUUGUGAGCCGAACUUGCUCAAAGCGUGGCCCGCGUGGUUCAGUAUUCCAAUUGAUGACAUGCGGUGGGGUAGCUCAUUUGCUAUGAAUGGACCGGCACAUGGGAACAUUAAUAUGAGGCAGACUUUCGUCUCUUGUGUGGUGGCUGUGAGAGUGUGUGUGUGUAUGUGGUAAACAUUGUAUUAUCAUCACUAUUAAUAAUUAUCACUUGGACACUGCAGGCAUUUCUUCAAUGGGGACAACUCUAGGAAGAAUUCAUUAUCUGAAUCGCGGGUGUAAACACCAAGCAAGUGCAUAUCAAACGAUUACACGGGUUUUCAGACAAAAAUAGCUACCCUUUGGAACUUUAACCCACGGCACUCUGCUAUCUACACGAGUGCUCUACCACUGAGCUAUAUACGUACCAGGGCAACUCAGUAGGCUGGGCCGGGCUCAAUGUCAGUGUUCAAUCGUGGCACUGUCACUUCUUGCGUGACUCUCUUUCACGGUGCAUGGGGUAAUGAUAAAUUGUCUAAGUGGCUCAGUCUAACAUAUGAACAACCGGCACAACCUGACAACUUUUGUCACUGCUUUUCGGCAUAGUACGUCACGUAAUUAGUAGUGCAUUGGUUUAUACAUGUCACUCAGCCCUAAAAGGCUAUCACUGUUUGUCAAGGUUCUGCCGUGCUAUGCGGUGGAGGUGAGAGAGGUAGCAAAGAGUUCUCAAACAAGCCGUCCUCCUCCCCUCUCCAGUCUACUAGACCACACCUCCUCCUCCUCCUCUAGGAGUGAGGAGACGUCUGAAGAGAGGAAGGCUCAAUUUGCUGCCAGAGCAAGGAAAUUCCUGCCGUAUGGGUUUGGUCCGGGGGCCCAGACGGUGAUUUUGGAUGUGGGGAGUGUGGACGAUGACGAGGAAGACUAUGGAGACUAUCAGCUGCUGAGAAGCAGUGGAGGUCAAGAGGUCGAUGCUGCCACUGGUGGUCCAUUCAAGAAGUCCAGUGAGCUACAAGAGUACCGAUAUACAACUCCCUCGGGAAAACGCUAGUUCUCUCUUUCCUAAUCAUAUUCUUUUAUUCAAGAAGAGAUUUAUAUAUUAUUUUCAAUGUCAAAAAUUUUUAUUGCAAUGUUUUAUCUGGCAAAAAUCUUCUUUUGGUGAACUACAUGAUUUAAGACCCCCACCCCCAUACUUUUUAUAUGUUCACUUGAGACAUGGUGUUGGUGACCGCCAUUAUCCAUUGCCAUCACUUGCCUAUGCAAUGCCGUGCAGUAUGUGUGACAAUAUAUUUUCUCGUAACUCUGUGAGUGGUUGUCAAGACUACCCAGUAAUC